Messenger RNA from Aureobasidium namibiae CBS 147.97, 2070 nucleotides. RefSeq lists its product as uncharacterized. NCBI's taxonomy places the organism in Eukaryota, Fungi, Ascomycota, Dothideomycetes, Dothideales, Saccotheciaceae. Bases 1 to 2070 code for a protein of 689 amino acids. The transcript has 2 exons. The record is from RefSeq and is a predicted model, not a curated record.
AUGUCUGGUAUCUUUCUCAUCCUGGCCUUGCGCGGACCACGAUACAACUGGAUCCGCAAAGGGGGAAGCAUGACACCCUACAUUGCAGAUCUAUUGACUGCUUUCUUUGCCAAGACUAUCGAAUUGUCAUUUGCAACAGUCUUCGUUUCGUUUCUGGGCCAAGUCCUUUCACGCAGAGCAUUCAUGAAGAAUCAAGGUCGAGGCAUCACUCUUGCGGAAAUGGAUAUGCGCAGUUGGGUCAUGCAGCCCGGAACGAUGAUUACCCAUUUCGAAGCCCUCAAGUCCAGCAUCUUCUCUUUUCUGGGUGUGCUUUCGCUGGUUGCUGCUGUAGUAGCUAUGCUAUACACCACUGCUUCCGAGUCUCUGGUUCAACCAUAUCUGCGCUAUGGGCCGUGGGAACACGGAUCCAUGCAAGGCCUAGUCAAAACCAUCUGGGCCAACCCCGCCUACCUAGGCGCCAACUGUGGCACCCCCAUCACAGCAACCGAAGAUUCAAUUGCAGGUAACACCUGUCUUCAAAUCCAAUAUGCUGCUCACAGUUACUACAAUUAUCAACGCUACAUCAGUGAUUGGUCUACGAUUUCCAGAAAUGGAAAUGGAAGUAGUGAUCCAGCGUUGAGACCGAAAGGCUUUGCGAUGAUCUUUGAGAAUACGACAGUCAAGGCUCCGUGGGUGGAUUUGGAGUGGAGUAAUGUCACGAGCAAUUCGAAGAAGUUUGGCAGGAUUGUCAAUAACGUGACGUUGGCUUUGCCGCAUGCAGGUGUGCCAGGUGCGGCGUGGGAUGCCGUCAACAAUAUCUUGCAACCAGAGGAUCUGGAUGGUCAAGGCGUCUACCAACUCCAAGCGUCCGUCCCAUCACCAGCAGUCAACGUGCUAUGCGCCCACAUGACAGCAGCAGAACUCGCGCCAAUCGUCUACACAGAAUGGAACAACAACACCCUCAACAACACUCUCUGGCCCACCGGAGCACAAAUGGCCUUCUACCAGCCUGGGACCGAACCCAACGGCACUUAUCUCAAUGCAACCUCCGUCGACGAUAUCUUCGAAUGGGGCCCCAAGUACCUCACUUCACCUCCCGUGUUUCCAAAACUGCCACAGAGUUACAAUACACUGAUGAACCAUACGGGCGUCUAUGGCCGAAAAGCAAUCUAUCUGCUAGGUAGAGACGCAACAGACAACUUUGCUCUGUGCUCGCUAAAAGUAUUCCAAACGCCCUUUUGCAGUACAGAGUACAAUGCUUCAGUCGUGGGAGCAUCUCUAGAAGCAAAAUGUGUCGACGACCCCAAAGACAACCUGACAAACCCCAUGCGCUUCUUCAACACGGCUCCAAAGCCCUUGCAAGGCAACGACACCAUCAACAAAGAUUGGCCCUACAUCGGCACCGAAUGGUCAAACUCGCUCUCCCUCAACGCCGGCAUCGACGACGGACAAGCAGCCAACGCACGUCUCCUCACCGAACUGAUCCUCUCUGCACCUCAACUCCCCAGCGAUCGCCCGUCCAUCGCCGAAGCCCUCGCCGUGCUUGCUUCCUCUACUCUACUCAUGUCCUGGCAAGACGCCCCCUUUGUCCAAUUCUACAACUACAGCUCCACUUUGCUAUCACCAGGCCAAUACCAAUCCUUCCCCGCCACCCUCCGCGCCCAAGAAUACGCAUCGGGGGGUUCAGGCUCUUCCGGCACACAUACAUUUUACCUAGUCCUGUUUUCCAUUUUCUUCAUCAAUGUGUUGUGUUUAGUCUACUUUAUCAGUCAAAAUGGUUUGAUUACUGAUUUUUCGGAACCGUUGAAUUUGUUUAGUCUGGCGGUUAAUAGUCCGCCGUCUGACAUGAUGGCUGGGAGCUGCGGAGCGGGACCGAAGGGAGAACAGUUCAGAGGGAGGUGGUUUGUCGGGCAGGCUGGGGAGCAUUUGUUCAUGGAAAGUGGUGUUGAUGGUGGAGGGGUGAGUGAGGAAGGCAGGGAGGAGCAGAUGCAGAGGGGAAAGGUAUAUGGAUCGGGAGUGCAGGGAUCGAGUCCGUUGAGUCCCAUGAGGGCGGUGUUUGAGAAGAUGAGUAGGCGGAAGAGUUGGUUCUGA